Zingiber officinale is the source of this 2024-nucleotide messenger RNA. Its product is annotated as ADP-ribosylation factor GTPase-activating protein AGD5-like. Gene Ontology annotation, molecular function: GTPase activator activity. NCBI's taxonomy places the organism in Eukaryota, Viridiplantae, Streptophyta, Magnoliopsida, Zingiberales, Zingiberaceae. The transcript has 11 exons. The coding region runs from base 282 to 1691 and encodes 469 amino acids. The record is from RefSeq and is a predicted model, not a curated record.
GCAAUUGAUCGAUUAAAAGAAGGCCAAGAACUGGACGAUCGUCGUUGCUGGGUCUCCUCCUCUUUUACUCCCCUUCUUCCUCUUGCUUUUCUCCUUCCGUAGACUCACGUCUAUCUACUGGAAGGAAGGCGGAGGGAAGGGGGCGAUAGCAACAAUAACUUUAUCUUUUUCUUCACUAUCUGAUUUCUCUUUGUUUGCCCUAUCUUUGAUACCGGUGCUAAUAUAUCGGUGGAUAUACGGCGCUUUGUUGCUCGGUUAGUUGAGGAAUUCUGGUCAGAACGAUGAACGAGAAGGCCUCAGUUUCCAAAGAGCUCAAUGCCAAGCACAAGAAGAUGCUUGAGGGACUUAUGAAGUUGCCAGAAAACAGGGAAUGCGCUGAUUGUAAAGCUAAAGGUCCUAGAUGGGCUAGUGUUAAUCUUGGAAUCUUUAUAUGCAUGCAGUGUUCUGGAAUACAUAGAAGUUUGGGAGUACACAUAUCAAAGGUCAGAUCUGCUACGCUUGAUACAUGGCUGCCAGAGCAGGUUACAUUUAUUCAAUCUAUGGGAAAUGAAAAAUCAAACAACUACUGGGAAGCAGAACUUCCUCCAAACUAUGACAGAGUCGGAAUUGAAAAUUUUAUUCGUGCUAAAUAUGAUGAUAAAAGAUGGGUACCUAGGAAUGGACCAUCGAAAUCACCUUCAAAUGCACGAGAAGAGAGGACAGCUGAAUCUCCACAGAGGCACUUUGACAACAAAGUGAGUUCGAGAGAGGAGCAACUUAACAAUGCACAGCUUAAUGCCAAAAAAACUACCCCAGCAACACCUAAGCUACCCAGUCAGGUAUCCACAGUGACAAAAGUUGAGCCUUCUGUGCCCAAGGGUGGCUCUUCACAAUCUCCAGAGUCUGCACCAACCAAUGCAGAUGUACCACCAAAAGUUAAUACACCAGCACCACCACCAAAAGUUGAUACCUCAGUGCCACCUGCAAAAGCUGAUUAUGUAGCUGAUCUUCUCAAUAUUUUUACAAUAGAGACACCUACUGCAAAUGGCUCAGACUCAUCUUCCAAGGAUGAUAAUUCAUGGGCAGGAUUCCAAUCUGCUGCGAUGACAACUUCUGCGACCCAAACAGGUAGUUCAAAACCAGUGGAAAAUAAACCUGCAGUGGGAAUUCAAGAUUUAUUCAAAGAGUCUCCUGUCCUGACACUAUCUUCAAGUCCAGCCAAGGCUCAUGCGAAUGUAAAAAGUGACAUUAUGAGCCUUUUUGAAAAGUCAAAUAUAGUUUCACCAUAUUCCAUUCACCAGCAACAGCUUGCAUUUCUUUCCCAGCAGCAAGCUCUUCUGGCAGCUGCUAAAUCUGGUGUUCGUCCUGUAUUAUCUGGAAUUUCUAAUCAAUCAGCUGGGACAGCCUUGAUUGCACCUCAUAUGAAUGCCAUUCCUCAAAAUUGGCCAAACUUAGGUCAUCAAACCCCAGGAAUAACCCCACUAGAUAAUCAGAAAAGUUCCAAUCAUUUUCUGACUGGGAUUGCAGCACAAAGACAUCCUUCAGUGAACUACAACAAUAUUCAAAAACCCGGGAUGCACCAUGCAGGGGGGCCUUCAGCAGUGAAUGGAGUAACCAAAGCUGUUGCAUCUUCGUCUCCUGCGACGUCUAAUAAAUCUGGAAAAGACUACGACUUUUCUACCUUAACCCAAGGGAUGUUCUCCAAACAUUGAAGUUUAUUCUCAGAAGUUCCAUGGUUGCUAUCUUUAUAUUGCACUCGAGUUGAAUUCCAGGUGGUCUGGAAGCUCUUGAUGGGGCAAUUUGCUGCCACCUCUUUAGCUUUCAUUUGUAUGAAUUAUGCCCCAUUUCAGAUGUUUCUUGUAGUGUGCAUUGCCAAAUAUUAGAUUCAGCAACAACAAAAAAAAGUUCUUCCCAUCCAAAUACAUGUUCAUCUAAUAAGUCACAUUGUGUUGAAGAUUAUUUAACUAGCCUGUCAGCAUCUGUAAAUACAUUACAUUUUCGUCAGCACAGACGCAUUUAUGUUAGAAUUCUUAUAAUUUUUCAAA